Messenger RNA from Rotaria sp. Silwood1, 1506 nucleotides. Lineage: Eukaryota; Metazoa; Rotifera; Eurotatoria; Philodinida; Philodinidae. The record is from the annotation of a GenBank genome assembly.
AUGGCAUUAAGUGGAAACAACAAUCUUUUACUUGGUGCUUCUCAUUUUCAUAAUACUCGAUCACAACGUCAUCGUCAAAAUAUCGUAAUUGAAGCUCCAGAUACACAUAGCUUCCAUCAUUUAGCAUCCUCUGCUCAAUCGCUCCAAGCUAUGCUUUCAUUAACACCUCCAUCAACAUCAACAUCCUAUCCUUAUUUAGAACAAUUAGUAGUAAAAACUCCUCCAACAUCUAUUAUACCAUCAUCAUUAUGUAAAGAUCCAACAACUAAUAAUAGUCUUUAUCGUUUAAAAAAUUCUUGUUUACCAACACACGUUUCUAUAUCAAAAAUUAUUUCUCGAGAUGAUUUGAUGAAUAAAUCAUCUGAUGAACGUACAGGUUCAACAAAUUUAUCGGUUAAAAAUUUAAAUGAAAAACCUGUACCUAUUGAAAUUAGUGUACGUUGUAUUUUUUUACGUGUCGGUGAAAUCGAUACACUUAAUGAACGAUAUACAGGUGAAAUUUUCUUUGAAGCAUCAUGGUAUGUAACAGAUCCGAACAUUGAAUCAGAAUAUGACCCUCAAACGGGGAAUUUUAAUCCACAAUUGGCUGUUCUUAAUCAUAUGGGAGAUUCAUUAAGACAUGAUAAAUGGUAUUCAACAAACAAAACAGAUAAAAAUGGUCUGAUAGAAAUAACUGAACAUCAUAAAUUCAAAGGUACUUUUUGGGAACGUAUGGAACUAAAUCAUUUUCCAUAUGAUGUUCAAGAAUUAUCAAUAUCAUUAACAACACCAUUAACAAUAAAUGAUAUAUAUUUUACUGAAAAUAAACAAAAACCAUCCGGUGUUAAUCGAACUGUAUUCAGCGAUCAACAAUCCUGGCAUCUAUAUGAACAUGUUGAAUUCUCAUUUGAACAACAUCGAGAAGAAUAUUCAUUAAAUUAUGAUCAAAUACAUCCUGUUCUUAUUUGUACAUGUCAUGUUGGAAGAAAAUGUGGUUAUUAUAUUUGGAAUGCAUAUUUUUUAAUUUUUCUUAUAACAUCAGCAUCUCUUUGUACAUUUUCAAUACCACCAUCAAAUGCUCAUGGCCGUUUACAGAUCACAUGUACUCUUUUAUUAACAUCUGUUACAUUUCGAUGGGUUGUUAAUAAAUCACUUCCAACAAUAUCAUAUUUAACAGCAUUAGAUAUUUAUGCCAUAGCAUCUAUAGUUGCUUUAUGUAUAAUAAAUGUUUUCCAUGGUGUAGUUAGUUAUUUAUAUUAUAAUCAGAUAUAUUUAGCUUCACAUUUAACACCAAAUAAUAUACAAGAUCUUCAGCUUUCACUUUAUCCAGAAUAUUAUAUUUGUCAUAUAGAUCGUUAUGGUUUUUAUAUUUUAUCUAUUAUAUUUUGUCUUUAUCAAGUCUUCAUAUUACUUUGGACAUUUUGGACACCUUAUAAACGACGUCGAUCAAUGAAACGUAAAGAUGAAAAAAAUCGAGCAGAUCUUAUGAAUAAAAUUGGAAAUGGUGAAUCAUUGAAUGAACAAUAA